CGGUGUCCUGCUCUGCCCAGCGGGGGGGCAGAGGGAAGGAGAGAAGGUGUCUGAGCCUGAGGCAGAAAACCCACCCUAGGCCCUCCCAUUCCGGUGCCAAACCAGGAAGAAGGUGGGGCCGGCACUCAGAUGGCCCUGGAGGUCACUCACAGAUCGAUCAGGGGGCUUCCAAGGCAAAGGCCCUGGAAUCAGGAAAUGGAGCCCCAGAACCGGAGACCCGGGGCCUGCCCAGGAUGCCACAACCCAGCCCCAGACAUCAGAAACAAGAUAAGUCGUUUAUAUCGAAAGACAUUCCUCUUCCACUUCCGGAAUCUUCGCUGGGCCCUGGGCCGGAACAACACCUUCCUGUGCUACCAGGUGGAUAGAGAGGAGCGUGACUCGACUGUCCCCAUUCACAGAGGGGUCUUUAAAACCCAGGUCUUCCUGGAGACCCGCCUGCAUGCCGAGCUGUGCUUCCUCUACUGGCUGCACGACUACCCCCUGCAGUUCCCCGACCAGCACUUACAGAUCACCUGGUUCAUCUCCUGGAGUCCCUGCUCUGACUGUGCACAGCAGGUGGCCGCCUUCCUGGCCAGCCACUCCAACUUGAGCUUGACCAUCUACGCCGCCCGCCUCUAUUACUUCUGGAAUCACUCAUACCAAGAGGGGCUUCGCGCCCUGCAGCGGGAAGGAGCCAGGGUGGAAAUCAUGUCCCUCAGAGAGUUUGAGCACUGUUGGGAGAACUUUGUGUACCCCUACGACGGACGGCCAUUCCGGCCUUGGAAGAACCUGAUUAGAAAUUACCAUUUCCAGGUCAAGAAGCUGCAGAAGAUUCUCCCAUGGGACCCAGGCACCACGGAGUUGACUCCUGAAGGCAGAGGCCAUCUGAGCCCAGCGCAGGUGACUCCAGAGGAAGUUCCCGGCUCCUGGUGCCUCCUUGUCACACGGAGGGUCAUGAAGCUGCUAAAGAAAGAAACGUUCCACCAGCAGUUUAACAACCAGCACCGGGCGCCCAGGCCCUACUGCCGCCGGAAGACCUACCUGUGCUACCAGCUGCAGCUCAAGGGCUCCCCGUGUGACCAGGACUACUUUCAAAACAAGAAGGAUCGCCACGCAGAGAUUCGCUUCAUAAAGAAGAUCCGUUCCUUGGACCUGGACCGGAGCCAGAACUACGAAGUCACCUGCUACCUCACCUGGAGCCCCUGCCCCAACUGCGCCCAGGAGCUGGUGGAGCUCACACGAAGCCACCCCCACGUGCGGCUGAGGCUCUUCACCUCGCGCCUCUACUUCCACUGGCUCUGGAGAUUUCAGGAAGGGCUGCGGCUCCUGUGGAGAUCCGGGGUUCAGAUCUGGGUCAUGAGUCUCCGAGAGUUCACCCACUGCUGGGUCAAGUUUGUGAACCACGGGGGAUGUCCCUUUGAGCCUGAGCUCUGGGACAGGCUGGAGCAACACAGCCAAAGCAUACAAAAUCGCCUCAAUCGCAUCCUGGGGUUGACACCUGUCACUGCCACCUGUGCCACCUCCUGUCCCCACCCAUGCUGCUCAGCAGUCCUGACUCUGGAGGAUCUUACAGCUAACUUCAGGAACCUACAGCUUUGACCCGCAUCACCCUCCGCAAUAAGAAGGGACUCCGAGAGCAGAGAGCAUGGCGGACCCCGCGCUGGUGGCCUUUGGGAGGAAGUACCACACCCCACAAGUCCAGAAGGCCUCGCUUUCCCCCUUCAUGUAUUUGUGUUAUAAGUGGGUGUCUAAUUUUAUGAUUAAAAUACUCAAGGUCAUUUUAAA
Messenger RNA from Marmota flaviventris (yellow-bellied marmot), 1764 nucleotides. RefSeq names its product DNA dC->dU-editing enzyme APOBEC3-like. Gene Ontology annotation, biological process: cytidine to uridine editing; defense response to virus; negative regulation of single stranded viral RNA replication via double stranded DNA intermediate. The record is from RefSeq and is a predicted model, not a curated record. Gene Ontology annotation, molecular function: zinc ion binding; cytidine deaminase activity; RNA binding. Lineage: Eukaryota; Metazoa; Chordata; Mammalia; Rodentia; Sciuridae. Gene Ontology annotation, cellular component: cytoplasm; nucleus; P-body.